This is a messenger RNA of Terrapene triunguis (Three-toed box turtle), 667 nucleotides long. Its product is annotated as GTP-binding protein 8-like. The record is from RefSeq and is a predicted model, not a curated record. Gene Ontology annotation, cellular component: mitochondrion. NCBI's taxonomy places the organism in Eukaryota, Metazoa, Chordata, Testudines, Emydidae. Gene Ontology annotation, molecular function: GTP binding.
GGCCACAUAAAGAAAAUGAAUUUCUUCAAAGUGGGGAAAUACUUUACGUUGGUGGACAUGCCAGGCUAUGGCUACCGAGCCCCGCAAGACUUUGCUGACAUGGUGGAGGCCUAUUUACAAGAGCGUCAGAACUUGAAGAGGACCUUCUUAUUAGUGGACAGCUUGGUAGGAUUUCAGAAAGCAGACCACAUUGCCAUAGAAAUGUUGGAGGAGUUUGGGAUCCCUUACGUUUUUGUGUUAACCAAAAUGGACAAAGCUCCCAAGGGACUGUUGGAUAAAAAUGUACUGGAGAUCCAAGACUUCGCAGAGAAACACACGGGGUGCUUUCCUCAACUCUUCCCAGUCAGUUCCAUAGAGUAUUCUGGCAUCCACCUGCUGAGGUGUUUUAUAGCCCAUGUUACAGGAAACCUUCCCAUGAUGAAUUCUUGACAGCCACAACUCUCCUGUUGUAUUCUACUCAUCCAGCACAACAGGGCUUCCUACCUGGAGGUGGAAAGGACCUGUCCUUUAAGAAGUUAUGAGAGGAUGAUGCCUGAAAAGAAAGUCUGGUACAUAGGCUGCAUGGAGUUAUGUGGUACCUCCACUCUAUGCCCCAAAAGGAAAUUACCCUAAUGUAAUUGAGCACCAGUGGCUACAAGCUGUGAGGGCUCUCUACUACCCCAUCAGU